ACAAUCGUCGCGUACAUCGAACGAUCCGUAUGCGACCCGUAGACGUGACGCCUGCUGCUGCCGAGAAACUCUUGAAAACGGUGUACAGUCGAACGAAGAUAGCCGCUCCAGGACGAUUCAAGAUCGACGAUGCGGUGCGCGUGAGCAAAUUCAAAACGAUAUUCGAAAAAGGCUACACACCUAACUGGAUUACAGAGGUGUUUCGCAUCGCCAAGGUACAGCUGACAAAUCCUGUAACGUAUCUACUGAAAGAUUAUCGCGGAGAACCAAUAGCUGGAGGUUUCUACGAGCACGAAUUGUCACGAGUCGCCAACCCCGACGUUUAUCUGGUGGAGAAGGUUCUACGUAGAAAAGGCAACGAGACGUACGUAAAGUGGCUAGGAAUGGAUAAUUCGCACAACUCGUGGAUACACAAGACAGGAAUAUUGUAA
Vollenhovia emeryi is the source of this 431-nucleotide messenger RNA. RefSeq lists its product as uncharacterized. The record is from RefSeq and is a predicted model, not a curated record. The transcript has a single exon. Lineage: Eukaryota; Metazoa; Arthropoda; Insecta; Hymenoptera; Formicidae. The coding region runs from base 30 to 431 and encodes 133 amino acids.